ACUCUGGGAGGAUAGUGAGUUUUUUCCCAUGGUGAAUCGGCCUGUGGGUGUUUUUCUCACCUCUUGUUAUCAUUUGACGUCCUUCGGUGGCCAAGAGAAAGGCCGUCACAUUUAGCAAGAAAGAAGAAUUAACAUGUCGUUGGUAGACAGCCUUAAGGAUAUUCAUUUGAGCAUCCUUCCCCAAGAUCCGGUGAAAAUUGACACUUUUGUGUUUCGACUUCACUACUUUUGGACCGUAUCCUUCAUCUUGGUUUUCAGUGUCUUGCUCUCCCUCUCGCAAUACGCCGGUGAUCCCAUCGAUUGCAUCCAUGAUCACAAUAUUCCCGAUGACACCUUUGAUCGUUUUUGUUGGGUUGAGGGUACAUGGACUCGAAAGCUUGGAUUUGACGCCAUUGGAGGCCAAAUGGACAAGGCCUUCCUUCGAAAGGAUUUGAAUUUUGUGAGAUGCUUUGACGAGUCUACCAACUCGGACGGAAAACCUCACGAAGACUGUUGGCAACACCAAUACUACCAAUGGGUGGCCUUGGUCUUGGUUUUGCAAGCUGGAUGCUUUUACUUUCCUCGGUAUCUUUGGCAAAUUUGGGAGCAAGGGAAAAUUCAGUCCUUAGUUUCUGGUUUGGACCGUACCUCGCUAAUCAAAGGCCUUCAGAGCAAGAAUGAGCUUCAAAAGGGCGAGAUCAAAGACAAAAUUCAACUCAUGAUUCAGUACUGGCGAGAAGCUAAAGGCACCAACAAUCUUUGGGCUAUCAAGUUUUACAUCUGUGAGUUACUUUGCGUUCUGAAUGUAGUUGCACAGUUCUACUUCACGAAUUUCUUCUUGAACGGGCAAUUUGCGCAAGUGGCAAGACAGGGGCUCAAUUUGGACGAAAACGACAGCAUUCUACCAAUCUUAGCGGAGUGUCGCCUAACAACUUACGGCUCAGGAGGUCAGCCCCAAUUAACCUCGGGAUUGUGCGUGCUACCUUUGAACAUUGUGAACCAAAAGUUCUACUCGCUCUAUUGGUACUGGCUCUCUGCUCUUCUCGUUGUGUCCAUUCUUGCCCUAACCCUUCGGAUCUUACAAAUAACCUCGCAUGAUAUGAAGAAAUUCGUGAUAGUUUACUUCUAUCGCAUCAAAGAGUUCAACGACGUUAUUCUGAAGCGUUCCAAUCACGGAGACUGGUUCCUGCUGAUUCGUCUUAUGGAUAACAUGAAUGAUGUGGUGAGCUCUCUAUUCUUGGACGAACUCGAGAAGAUUAAGCCCUUCGAAGCAUAUAGAGCGGAUGAAUAGAGUAAAGAAACGUUCUAAGAUGAAUGUGAUGUUGAAGGUUUAUUGACCGUUAAUAUGGAUGACGAAAAAACAAACAAAAAGCAAGUAGAGAAUCUAAUAAAUGAAUAACUACUCUG
This is a messenger RNA of Tigriopus californicus, 1386 nucleotides long. RefSeq names its product innexin shaking-B-like. The transcript is spliced from 6 exons. Gene Ontology annotation, cellular component: plasma membrane; gap junction. The coding region runs from base 134 to 1270 and encodes 378 amino acids. The record is from RefSeq and is a predicted model, not a curated record. Gene Ontology annotation, molecular function: gap junction channel activity. Lineage: Eukaryota; Metazoa; Arthropoda; Copepoda; Harpacticoida; Harpacticidae.